AUGAUUGGCACCGAUGAAAUGUCAUCUACUGGCAUGGAUAUUACUGAAUCCUUUCGACCGGAGGAUUUAUCGAAAACGGAUUUUUUCGAUUUUGUGACAGCACCUGAUAUGGAUAUUGGCAUUGGUGUUGGAGUAAGCCUGCAUCCACAUAACCAUAGUCAUGAACGUAUACCAACAGCGGCCAAUAUAAGUCAUGAUGGCGGCGGUGGAGGUGGAAGUAGCACGGAUGUUAGAGGAAAUGGAGGAAAUAGUAAUAGUAAUCUCAAUAACUCAAAUAAUGGUUGCAGUGAUCCUACGCUGCAGAGCUAUGAGACUAGAAAUUUAAUAAAUGUAUGCCGCCACUUUAGCUAUGAACAAGGGCAAAGACCUACACCUAACGUUAGAGAAUAUUUUUAUUACAUCGAUCAUGAAGGCAUGUUAUUUUUAGAUGAUGCUAAGAUAAAGAACUUUACAUCUUGUUUGAAAGAAAAAAAAUUUUUGAAAUUCUUCUUCAAUCGUGUUAAGUUAAAUAACACAAAAAGAUACGACACUGAGUUUCCAUAUAUAUCACCUUGUGGACGAGAACUUAACUACAUAAGAUGCGAUGAUGUACCAAUUGUUUACACAGAAGUAAAACAAAAUUGUGAAGAAGGCAAAGAUGAAUUGCUUUAUGCUCAUGCGGGAGAUUUGUUAAAAGUUGAUUUUCAACCCGAAAAAAUUUAUAUAAAUCCUACAACUGGAAGAGUCUAUCAUCCAGCUUGGCAAAAAGUAGGUGAUAUUGGCUUGAUUCGCUCAAAACUUGCUAUAGAAUUAAGUAAAAACUUUGAAUUCAAUAAUGGAGAACAAAUGUCACCAACACAUUUUAAUUGGCGAGGAAAAUGUUAUCCAUUAAAAAAUGAUUGGAUACUUGGAAUUAAAAAAUAUGGAAUAUAUGCCUAGACGCGCGUACAAAUAUAUUGAUAUUAUUCUAAGAUUGAUUUUCACAUAGUGUGUUAUAAAAAAAAUAGAUUG
This is a messenger RNA of Teleopsis dalmanni, 990 nucleotides long. Its product is annotated as UPF0598 protein CG30010-like. The coding region runs from base 1 to 918 and encodes 305 amino acids. Lineage: Eukaryota; Metazoa; Arthropoda; Insecta; Diptera; Diopsidae. The transcript has 3 exons. The record is from RefSeq and is a predicted model, not a curated record.